This is a messenger RNA of Oryza sativa Japonica Group (Japanese rice), 4000 nucleotides long. It is a transcript of the gene TAC1, whose product is annotated as Protein TILLER ANGLE CONTROL 1. Gene Ontology annotation, biological process: morphogenesis of a branching structure. The record is from RefSeq and is a predicted model, not a curated record. NCBI's taxonomy places the organism in Eukaryota, Viridiplantae, Streptophyta, Magnoliopsida, Poales, Poaceae.
UUGGUGAAAUGCUGCAAUCUGCGUAAACUGAUAUGUGCUUCAUCAGUCCUUGCCCUUAUGCAAAGAGAAUUCUUUACUCUCCAUGACCAUCCAUUCUUUCUACACAAUAAUCUAUAUUCUAAUGUGCAAGCACAAGAAACAUGUAUUAUUCUGGUCAUUCAUAAUGCGCCAAACCGGAUGGAACUGGAUGACAUAUCAUUGCAUCACAAAUAUGGGUCCGCUGGAAGGUCGGUACUGUUGAGAGGUGGAUGCAGAGCAUGUAUUUCUGUUCUUGUGAGCCUCAGCUGUCAUUCUUCAUCCGUCAAGCCAGAUGGAACUGGACACAGCUUGAUCUGUUGAAGCUUUCGGUGUCAUGAAGAAGAUGAAGUGCACAGGUCUUUUUUGCAUACUGAAUGAUGGUGGUGGGGGAUUGUGCAGUGAAAGAGCUUCAUGAACCAUCAUCUGGACAAGGAUUAAAUUGCAUGCCUGUCCCUCUGCCAGCUAAUAGUUACUCUGUACACCUGGAGUCACUACUUGCUGAUGGCAUUAGAUACCAUAAUACAUUGCUGUUAAUUGCAAACAUGCAGGCUACUGCCUGUUGCCAGCUGCUACUGGCCUAUGAAAUCGCAGCCCACUGUCAGUGACUAGUCUGCUAUGGAUAAUGUGCAAGAUCACUAGACACCAAGAGCAAAUAAGCAUGUGCAACUUACUGUUGAAUGAUAAACUUGGUGCUACAGGCCUGCAGUGCUCAAGAAUCUUUAGAGCAAGAACAGAUUGAGAAUUCCAUCUCUUUGGAAAGCUGGAAUAAUGACCAUAUUUGCACAGAUGUCGAGUAUCUCAUAAAGUAAUGGCUUUCAAUUUAAGCCUGAGUCUUGAUACUUGCUUAAUCUGGAACAAAUCUUGGCACUCGGUCUAAUCAUGUCUAUAUGGGAAUGCACAUACUCUUCCAUGCUAUUUGAUAUAAGUUUGCCCAAUAUUACACACCAAUUUGACCUGAUCCGUUCUGUCAGUGGGGCCCCAACUUGCACAUGUAAUAGGCCACAUUUCGGUGGUUGGAAUUUUUCUGAAUCAUUCCCUACCUGGUGUGAUUAGUGACUGAUGUUUGCUGACUUUGAACAGAAUGUAGCAUAUGGCUGUCGAAAGUGUGCUUAUCUACCUUGGUGAAAGAAUUUACUUCAGUGAGUCAGGCCAAGCCAGUUGCAACCAAAAGUCCAUUCUUCUGUCUCCUGGACCAUUCAAUCAUGAGACUAGUGUCUUUUUAUAAAACCAUGCCAUGCAUUUGAGGAUCUGAGCUACUGUCUGGCUUUCUCUUCUGGUUUCAUAUUGGUUCUAGAGAGAUGGCUCUAAAGGUACACAGUUAGUUCAUGCUGAUACACCAUUUGUCCGUGUAUAGUGUAUGCUGUAAAGUACAGGUCUUUGCAGUUUCUGUCUCUCUUAAACAAGUGUUCAAUUGGCUGAAUCGGAAGAAGCAUUCUAAUGUCGAGUAUUGCACCAUCAAUGAGAACAAGGCCAUGGAAGAGAAGGAAGACUCUCUGCGUGCAAGUGUGACUGAGCAAGACACUGAGGCCCUGCUGCUCCGUGAUGUGCUUAUUAAUGGUAUACUUGCAAUUGGCACGCUGGGCCACAAUGUAAACUCACUCUGUCCUGAGUCCUGUAUUGAACAAGAUGAGCCCAUCAUCAUGUGUGAUGAGAAAGUGGAACAAGAGAAGUGCGAAGAAGAAAAGGCUGAGGCUAAACAGGACACACCAGUUACAGCACCAAGUGAACCGGCAUCUGCUCUUGAGCCUGCCAAGAUGCACUCAUCAUCGAUGAAAGAAGACAACUUCAUGUGCUUUGUGAAGGAGGAAAUCCUAAUGCAUGGCAUGGAAGUGGAAGAUGUUCCUAACAUCCAGGAACGACCACUUCUGAUGUUAGAGAAGGUGGAGAAAGUGAGAACUACACUUGCCGAUCUAUUUGCUGCAGAAGCAUUCUCAUCAAGUGAUGCAGAGGAUAAGUGUUACCCGAAAAUCGUCAUUGUUGCUGGGGCAUCCACUUCAAAGCCUACGUCGUGCAUGGAGAAGAUGCAUCACAAGAAGCCAACAAAACCAACGUCAAAGCCGCUGAAGGCUACAAGAAAAUUAAGUCGAGUCAUGAGGAAGAUGUUGGGGAAGAAGAUCCACCCAGAGCAGCUCAAUGGACGUAGCAAUGCAGAGGGCCCUGUCACUGCAUAAUGCUAGGUUUGUGGACAAAAGUUUCCUUUCUCUAUCUGGCAAUUUAUUACCUAGAGUUUUUUUAAAGCUGUCUGUUGAACUAUACAGGGCUCAAGGCCCUUGUGUUUUGCAUACGAUUUUGUACCUUUCCAAAUUUUCUUGAUUUUUACUUGGAUUCCAUUGUUUGUAAUAAAAUUAGGUUAAUAUCUGAGGUAGUAUUUGCAUAGAAUGGAUACCUUCUACCAAAGUUAUAUUUGUUUGUGGGUCCUAGAGCUAGCAUGACCCACGAAUCACAUUCAAGAAUAUAGUAAUUCGUUUAGGCUACAUUUCACUAGGAAUAGAACAUAUGAAUAUUCUCAGGUUUAAUAAGGCAGAUGCAAAAAAGAACUGAAUAGCACAGGAAAGUAAUUUUUCCAUUUCAAGCUUCUCACAGUCAAAAACAAGUAAUGGUUCAAAAAUUGAAUAUUCUAUCACCUGUUGCCUCCAUUUAUGUGGAACUCACAAGAGGGUCUAAGUGCUGCUUGACACUCUGACCUGUAUUUAAAUAAAAUGUUAUCACCUAUUGCCUCUGCUUAUUAUUGGGAUCUCAAAACACAAUCUAUUACUGUGUAUGCCUUGGCAUUUUUUAAAAUCUGAGCUGCCCCCUUAUUCUUCACAUUUUCUCAGAAAACCAUAUAAACUUUUAGAUAAAUGAAGCUUUUAUUGAUCUCAGACAAUUACAUCAAGUUGAUAGAACCAAACUAAGAACACUUCUGGCCUCUGAUAAUGGAACUGCUGUUUGUUUAAGUAGAAAGAAUGGUGUGUGUAUUUUAACGGUUGGUGAUUGGGAAUUGGGAUGCAGUGACCAUGGAGACUGUGUUCUUCAGAAUAUUUUUAAGAAAUAGUGUUUUCGGUGGAUCCUAUCAUGGAACUGCCUAUGGUGGAAAGAGCAAUACGAGUUGAAACAUAUAGGGAUUAGGAAGCAUGGGUUCGGACUAAAAUGCAUUCGUUCCUGCCAUGAUGCAAAGCUUCAUUCGAAGCAAAAUGAGCACAUGCCAUGGUACAGUGGCGUGCAACGAGCACUGCAAUUGCACACGACGUGCAUGUUCUGAAAAAGGCCAGUGGACACUAGACAUGCAGCUAAUCCUCUUUUGAUGAAUUCUAUCAUGAAACCAAUGGAUUCGUUGAAAAUCUGAACAAAUUGAUGGAUUUGGUCCCAGCUGUAGAAAGGUUGGCAAACUCUUCUCGCUCCUGUAUUAUUGUAGGCUGGAGCUAUGAUGGACCAAAUCAUCAGAAGCAAAUUUCACCAUAUAUAAGCAUCUACUUUUAUCUUUUUCUCUAUUUUAAAAUGUGAUCAUAGUGAAGUUAUAUACAUUCUAUCUGCUUAACGCUCCACAUUAUCCAAAAAAAUGCAUCACACUCCAUAUUGGGAACACGUUGGUGGUUCUGAACCAAAGUCGAUCUCUUGAUGCCAAUUUUUUUUUUGAGCUGGUUGAGUAGUCGAACUGGGAACAAUUACUGCUUGAGGCUACAAAAUUUCUGGCCGACAAUACGUCUUGAUCAGGAACUGACUAAAGAAAUUCCCUUUCACCUUUUGCGGGAUUUGUUGGAUCCAUCCUCACGCUUCGGAUUCCUUGCUCAAGAGAAACAUCCAUGCAUAUCGUCGACAGCGUUCGUUCAGUCCUCUUCCUUUUGUUGUUGGUGCUGUUGUUAUUAUUGUUAUUGUUAUUGCUGCCUAUUCGCUCGCCAGUGAUGAAGAAUAGUCCUGCCUAUAUUUGCCUGUAGUACAUUGUAAAGCUACAGUUGACGUGUCUUGUAAGACCCUUAUUAUUAUUGUCCAUACCACGACGUCU